AUGUCAGUCUUCCGCUCCUCAGCCCACGCUCUCAUCACAGGCGGCGCAUCCGGCGUCGGCUACUCCGUUGCCCAACUCUGUCUAAAGCACUCAAUGCGUGUCUCCAUUGUUGAUUUCAACCAAUCAUCACUCGACAUUGCGGGCAAGAGCUUGAAAGGCGAGGUCAAACUCAUCAAAGCAGACGUAUCCUCACGCCAAGACUGGGCAUCAAUUCGCGAACAAGUUGGCACAGAUGUCGACUUCCUUAUGCUCAAUGCCGGAAUAGGCGGAAGAGGAACAUGGGGCGACGAAGAUUACUUUGACAAGAUCUUGGCUACGAAUCUAGGUGGUGUGGUCAAUGGACUCAACGCAUAUGUUCCUUCGUUCAAAGAGAGAGACGGGAGAGGGCCAUCAGCGAUCGUGAUCACGGGCAGUAAACAGGGUAUUACGAACCCACCUGGUAACGCCGCAUACAACGCUAGUAAAGCAGCUGUGAAAACUCUCGCUGAGCACCUGAGCUACGACCUGAAAGAUACUAGUAUUGGUGUUCAUUUGUUGGUUCCGGGGUGGACGUUCACUGGUCUCUCCGGAAACACACCCGGCUCUGAAAAAGCGAAGCCAGAAGGCGCGUGGUCAGCCGACCAAGUUGCAGACUACAUGUACGCCAAGAUGCAGGACAAGAAGUUUUACAUCAUCUGUCCGGACGACCAAGUUACAGAGGAGACGGAUAAGAAACGUAUGCUAUGGAGCGUGGGAGAUAUCGUGAAUGAAAGGCCGCCGUUAACGAGGUGGAGAGAUGAGUACAAGGAGGAGGCGGAAAAGUGGAUGAAAGAACAGAAGGUGUAG
Messenger RNA from Alternaria arborescens, 825 nucleotides. RefSeq lists its product as hypothetical. The record is from RefSeq and is a predicted model, not a curated record. NCBI's taxonomy places the organism in Eukaryota, Fungi, Ascomycota, Dothideomycetes, Pleosporales, Pleosporaceae. Bases 1 to 825 code for a protein of 274 amino acids. Gene Ontology annotation, molecular function: oxidoreductase activity, acting on NAD(P)H, oxygen as acceptor. The transcript has 2 exons. Gene Ontology annotation, cellular component: intracellular anatomical structure.